GGAAAAUUUGGGAGUUGGAGGAUGCUGUGGGCUCAAAGCGAGCCAGGGCCUUUGGGAGCAAAGUUCAAUGCUGGGUUGAAUUUUCCACCCCAGGCCUGUUUUAUUUCAGAUCUCACAUCGAUUAGGGAAAUUGCUAUCUUUAAUACUGGACAGUGAAAGGGGAAAAAGAUGCCUUAGAAACUCUUGUAGAAAUUUAGAUUUUUAUAAAAUUUUGUUCAGGUUAAGGGAAUCAUGGAAAGUUUGUGCUGUAUUUUUUUUUUCCUUUAAUUUGUGUGUAGGGGUAGAGGUGUGGGUAUUAAAUCAGUGUUGGGACACUGGGAUGUGCUUUAAAGUAACUGCAAUAAAUCUCCCAGGGAAGUCAGUAGUGAGCGUUUGCAACUGCUGGCUGACACCCGUUUUGGGGUUUUAACCAAAUAUUCCCCAUUUUUCCUUAUUUCCUCCUUGGGCAGGGCUGGUUCUGGGGGGGCUCAGGCAGAGCUUUUCUCACCUCCAAAUUUCUCCCUCCCAGCUUCGCCAGGCAGAGUUGCAAAAAAUAAAAUAAUAAUAAUAAUAAAGACAAAGAAAACCAACCAAAACAAAACAAAACAAAACACCACCAAAACUAACUUUAUCCCCAAAAUCGUGCUCAGGGCUGGCUCCAGCCCUUCCCCACCCCCGCAUAUGGAGAGGGGAAGGGGAGUGGGCUAACACUACCUUCCCCCCCCCCGACUCCUCCUCCAGGGGGGAGGCAGCGGCGGCGGAGGGCGCGCAGGUAGCACCGGGAUGCUCAGGGUGCACAGAGCCAUGGCCCCCGGACUGUACCUGGCACUGUUGCCCUGAAACCGGGUAUCAGCGAUGGAGUCUGCCCAGGUGCCCGAGGCAUUCGAAGAGGUAAUAGUAAUUGCCACGGAUAAGCAAUGGUCUCUAGCAACCCCCCUGCAGAGAAAUCAGGCGCCUGUGCUCGAGCCAGCGUACAGCCCUGGGCUGCUCAUUCAUCUGGAGCAAGGGGAAGAGGCUUGGAUCCCCGACAUCGAGACCUCUGAGGAUGAAGAACCGGUGAGACCCCUCCUGAGGCUGUGGGCGAGGAAGAGGAAGCGGUGGAAAAGCUGCCGAGAUGCAGCAAGUUCCUCCGGCUCCAAUUCAUCCUACUCAGGGGAUGGGUUGACAAGUGAGACGGAGGACAGUUCACAGGAGGAAGAGGGAGAGUGGGUGGAACUGCGUGGCGAGACCAUGAGGAAUCCCAAAGAUGGUACCUCCCUGGGUUACGAGCACCACAAGAGCCACUCAGGACGGAGAUUGGCUUCCUCCAGCCACAACGGGAGGAAGCAUCCACACAAGAGCUCAUCGAGGAUAGAGCUAGGGCAACACAAGCACGCGUGCAGGAAGUGUGGGAAGAGCUUCAGCCGUGGCUCAUCUCUCAACCGGCACCAGAGGGUCCAUGUGGGGGAGAAGCCUUUCGCGUGCUGCAGGUGUGGGAGAAGUUUUGUGUGCAGCUCCAGCCUCAAAGACCACCUGAAAAACCCCUGCCAGGAGAAACCCUACAAGUGCCCCAAGUGCGAGAAGCGCUUUGUGUCCAGCAGCUCUCUCCAGAAGCAUUGCAAGCUCCACCACGAGAGCAACGUGUACCAAUGCUCUGAGUGUGGGAAAAACCUCACUUCCAACUCCGCUCUUCUCAUCCACCGCAGGAUACACACCGGCGAGAGGCCCUACAAAUGCCCAGAGUGUGGGAAGUGCUUCAUGGCCAACAAGUCGCUUAGCAAGCACCGCAAGAGCCACACAGAGGAUGGGAUCUUUGUCUGUCCAGACUGCGGGAAAAAACUCACUUCCAAUUCAACUCUCAUCAUCCACCGGCGCAUACACACGGGUGAGAGGCCCUAUGAGUGCCCCGAGUGUGGGAAGCGCUUCAUGGCCAACAAGUCGCUCAGCAAGCAUCGCAAGAGCCACCUGGAGGAGGGGACCUAUAAAUGUCCCCAGUGCAGGGAAAGCUUUACAAAGAACUCAGCCUACGUAGCCCAUCUCAGGACCCACCAGGGUCAGCCCUCUUAUCGCUGCUCCGACUGUGGGGAAGCCUUCUUUGAAAGCUCGGCGUUCAACCAACACCAGAAAAAGCACUUGGUAGGGAAACGCUAUCAGUGCCCUGACUGCGGGAUGGGUUUCACUCUUCCCUCAGCCCUCCUCCUCCACCAGAAAAGCCAUGUGGGGCCCAGGCCCCAUGUCUGCUCCGACUGCGGGAAAGCCUUUCGGGAGACCACGUCCCUCCGCAGGCACCAGCGCAUCCACACGGGUGAAAAGCCCUACCAAUGCUCAUACUGUGAGAAAAGCUUUCGGGCCAGCUCCACCCUCAUCAUCCACCAGAGGAUCCACACUGGGGAGAAACCCUACAAAUGCACCAAAUGCACCAAGUGCUUCAUGUCCAGCUCUUCCCUCAUGAAGCACCUGCGGACACACCUCCGGAAGGAGCUGCACAGUGAGUGAGUUGGUUUGGCCCAGCCCUUUCCUGGGGGCCUUCGGGUCUCCAUCCCCACAACAUCGCAGCUCCUCCACAUCCCAUCCAUCUUAUCAAGGAUAAAAACUUGAGUUUCACUGCUGCUUGUGCCUUCAACUUUUACUAUUCCUCCCAAACAACCCUCUGAAGAUUACAUCUGUGAAUUAAGGAGGACCGGGCAUGCAGCUGUUGGUCAUGGCACAGCUUCUCGUAGUGCUUAGGGAACAUGGUGGUCAGUCAGUUCCCAGUCCCAGUGGAUGACUUUGGGGAUGUUGGGAGCCCAGUGGGAUGGAGGAUGAUGGGGUUUUGGAGAUGGUGGGACCCCACUGGGAUGAAGGUGAACGGGGUUUGUGGUGGUGGAUCUCCACUGGAGUGGAGGACAAUGGAAUUUUGGGAGAUGGGACCUUGCUGGGAGGAAGGAAGAUGGGUUUGGGGAUGGUAGGGUCUCAGUAGGAUAAGAGAUGAGGGUUUUUUGAAUAGUUAGACCCCACAUGGAUGGAGAUGGAUGAUGGGGUUUGCGGACCACUGCUACUGAAUGCGGUGUCUUCCAAAUGCAUUUCCUCCCCCAGUUUCCCCACUGUGUCUGCUCUUGAUUUUAAUGCUGCAAUGUUUAGAAUAAAUUUCCCAAUGAAUUUGG
This is a messenger RNA of Anas platyrhynchos (mallard), 3101 nucleotides long. Lineage: Eukaryota; Metazoa; Chordata; Aves; Anseriformes; Anatidae. The record is from RefSeq and is a predicted model, not a curated record.